Molecule: messenger RNA, 512 nt
Organism: Lindgomyces ingoldianus
Lineage: Eukaryota; Fungi; Ascomycota; Dothideomycetes; Pleosporales; Lindgomycetaceae
Exons: 2
Source: RefSeq, a predicted model, not a curated record
AUGAAGUACAUAAUCCUUUCUCUUCUUUGCUCAUCUGCUGCGAUUGCAGCUCCUCUCGCGCAGCAAGGCACUGCUCAAGGUCAAGCUAAUGGACAACUUCAAAAUUCUCCUCAACAAGGAGCUGGCGCUGCACCUGCUGGCACUGCAGGCACUGCAGGAACUCAAGCGGGAACCCCUUCACAACAGCAGCUCGCAAACGCCGUUGCUAAUUGGCAGGCUGACACUUCAAUGGUGUCUAACUUCCUCAACACUGGAGCCAGCAUCAUGAACAAUGUUGCUUUCAAGCAAGCCGCCAAUGUUGCCUUCAAUGCCGAAGUCGAUGAGCUCAACCACAAAGCCAUCAUCGAGGGAGACCAGAGCAUUGCGACCAACCCGAACAUUCAGGCUGCCAAUAGCACGCUUGCUACCGGAGGAUCUUUCCAGGACGUCGUCGACAAGCUCCAGGAGAUGUCAGUGAAGGGACGCGCCGCGGUCCAGAAUAUCGACUUGAUCAACCAGAACCGCUGUGUCAA